AUGUCAUCUAUUUAUAAAGCUUUGACAACCAAGGAUAAGAAAUCUGGUGAUAAAAAAUUCACCGAUAAACAAUUUAUUAAUAAGCAACGUACUCUUUUGAUUUCUUCUAGAGGUGUUAAUUAUAGACAUCGUCAUUUGAUUCAAGACUUAUUCUCUUUGCUGCCACAUUCCAGAAAAGAACCAAAAUUAGAUACUAAAAAAGAUUUGAAUCAAUUGAAUGAAAUUGCAGAAUUAUACAACUGUAACAAUAUCUUGUUUUUCGAGGCUAGGAAGCAUCAAGAUUUAUACCUAUGGUUAUCUAAGCCACCAAAUGGACCAACUAUUAAAUUUUAUAUUCAAAAUUUGCAUACUAUGAACGAAUUAAACUUUACUGGUAACUGUUUAAAGGGUUCCCGUCCUGUUUUAUCUUUUGACAAUAGAUUUGAUACCUCUCCACAUUAUAAGUUAAUUAAGGAAUUAUUGAUCCAUAAUUUCGGUGUUCCGCCAACUGCUAGAAAGAUUAAGCCUUUUAUUGACCAUGUUAUGUCUUUCAGUUUGGUUGAUGAUAAAAUUUGGGUUAGAACAUACGAAAUUUCUCACUCUGCUAGAAAUAAGGAUGAGUACGAAGAUACCACUGAUGAUUUAUCAUUAGUUGAAAUUGGUCCAAGAUUUGUAAUGACAGUCAUCUUGAUUUUAGAAGGCUCCUUUGGUGGUCCAAAAAUUUAUGAGAAUAAGCAAUAUGUAUCACCAAAUGUUGUAAGAGCUCAAAUGAAACAACAAGCUGCUAAAGAAGCUAAAUCAAGAUCUGAUGCCGCUGUUGAAAGAAAAAUUAAGAUGAGAGAAAAUGUGUUAGCUGCCGAUCCAUUGUCAAACGAGGUACUAAUGAAAGAAUAA
Messenger RNA from Henningerozyma blattae CBS 6284, 873 nucleotides. It is a transcript of the gene BRX1, whose product is annotated as ribosome biogenesis protein BRX1. Gene Ontology annotation, biological process: rRNA processing; ribosomal large subunit assembly. Gene Ontology annotation, molecular function: rRNA binding. The record is from RefSeq and is a predicted model, not a curated record. Gene Ontology annotation, cellular component: nucleolus. The transcript has a single exon. Bases 1 to 873 code for a protein of 290 amino acids. NCBI's taxonomy places the organism in Eukaryota, Fungi, Ascomycota, Saccharomycetes, Saccharomycetales, Saccharomycetaceae.